Messenger RNA from Scylla paramamosain (green mud crab), 532 nucleotides. RefSeq lists its product as uncharacterized. The transcript has 4 exons. Lineage: Eukaryota; Metazoa; Arthropoda; Malacostraca; Decapoda; Portunidae. The coding region runs from base 35 to 382 and encodes 115 amino acids. The record is from RefSeq and is a predicted model, not a curated record.
UGGACGACUCAAAUACGUUCCCUAUACGCAAGUGAUGCAUAACGGAGGAUGUAUAAAAGGCAUGAAGGCACCCAACUUCUCAGUCAGUCAAGAAGAAUCGGUGAUUGAGACGGCGUGCGUCUCCUCGCCUUCGCCUCCGAGCGCUCCACUCGGUAACUUAAGUCAAUAUAGGUACAUCAAGCCUAGAUGUGCUCCACUCGGGACUAAAGGAUCAUUCUGCAUCUCAUCCCAGACCGAGCCUUCGAAAUUCGGCUUACCCUUCCCUGAUUACUACCUGGUGGUUGAAGCGGGGUACAACCAAUUUUGCCCCUGUCAGCCUGGCCUCGUCUGCUACAGGGGCGAGUGCCACCCAGAAGAUGAAGUCACCACCCACAGCCGUUAGGAGAAAAGUUACGGAGUUACGACGUUUGAGAACGGAAGCGGCCAGGGCGUGGGUACAGCGAUGCCACUUUUCCUAAACUAUGCUACGUAACUUCUGUGAUAUGUAAAAGGCACUACAAGAAAGAUAAAUAAAUGAUAAAUAUAAUUUUGA